Molecule: messenger RNA, 663 nt
Organism: Penicillium canescens
Lineage: Eukaryota; Fungi; Ascomycota; Eurotiomycetes; Eurotiales; Aspergillaceae
Product: RTA1 domain-containing protein
Exons: 4
Coding region: 1-663 (220 amino acids)
Cellular component (GO): plasma membrane; fungal-type vacuole
Source: RefSeq, a predicted model, not a curated record
AUGGAACGAAAGACUCACCAGGCAAACAGGUUAUAUAGGUCGUAUACUCCUCAAUCAGAACCCGUACUCAUCAAUCGGAUUCCAAUGCAAAUUUGCACGCUGACCCUCGCACCCGCUUUCUGGCCUGCUGUUAUAUACCUGACAUUGAAGCAUAAACAUUAUUCGCUUAUACGGGCGAAAUGGUAUCCCUAUAUAUUUGCCACCUGUGAUAUCAUCUCUCUGGUUUUUCAAGGUGCUGGCGGUGGCAUUUCAGCUACAGCCAAGACAGCUAGCAAUAUCGACAUUGGCAGCGAUAUCAUGAUAGCUGGAAUUGUCUGGCAGGUGAUCACUCUGACGGUCUUUGGACUGACGUCGGCCCACUUCCUUUUGCGCAUCAAAGGUGCCCCGAAAGAGGAGUUGACUUUUGAGGCUCAGAGGGUUUGGAAAAGUCAGAAGUACUGGUCAUUCUUCUGGGGCACGACUAUUGCAUUUGCUACUACUUAUAUCCGUUGUGUCUACCGUGUUGUAGAGAUGGCCGAGGUGCAAAAAGAAACUCUCCCUCGGGGAAUCGAACCCCGGUCUCCCGCGCUUAUCGGUUUUAAUGACAAGCGGAAAUCAUCACCACUAGACCAAGGAAGAUUGAAUGACCGAGUUACUGCUCGCCCACUUGGCUGGUUGAUGUAA